Drosophila ficusphila is the source of this 6651-nucleotide messenger RNA. RefSeq lists its product as uncharacterized. Gene Ontology annotation, molecular function: metallodipeptidase activity. NCBI's taxonomy places the organism in Eukaryota, Metazoa, Arthropoda, Insecta, Diptera, Drosophilidae. The record is from RefSeq and is a predicted model, not a curated record. Gene Ontology annotation, biological process: proteolysis.
CCGUUCACUGAGGCGGCCCGAUGCUGCCACGCUCUCCAAAAAUCCCAGAGACGAGCAACGCGUUCGGUCGCGUGUCUGUGUGUGUCAGUGGGUGAACAGUGCGUAUGAGCGAUUUUCGGUGGCACUAAAAGGAGGCCCAAACCGAACCGGUGGACCUUAAAGUUGUUGGGUAAACAACGAAAAGUCGGUUACGCGUGGCGAGUAACGGGUUGCGGAUUGAAUAAACAAGGCCAAGAGCAAAUGAAAAGUGUGCAAACUGUUGGAAAAGCCCUAAAAAACUGCCAGAAAUUUCCGAGAAAAACCAAAGUUGAAAAUAAGCAUCAACAUCAACCGGAAAUCAACUAAAUUGUCGUCACUCCAAUCAAGUGGAAAUUUGAUUAAAAAAGGAGAGAAGGGAAGGCAAAAAAGAAAAAACCGAAGGGAGACCAGAGGAAAAUUUGAUAAAUUUCGAAAGAAGGCAAUAGACGAAUGCGGAAGGAGAAUAGAGUGCGGGUCUAUCAAAAGGUAGCAGCAAAGGAAAUCAACACGCACGCACAUGAACGAGUUUUUUGCACGGGCACAGCAAAACAUUAAAAACCAGCGGAGUGGAAAACUUACACAGAGCUCGAAAAAAUAUACAGAACCCCACGUGAACAAAGGGAACGAAAAAAAUACAUACAUACACUAAAAAUAAAAACACAAAUACAACAGAGUAACCAAGUGAAAGAACAAUUUUUAGUGAAAAAAAUUAAGAGAUUUCACUGGGGGAAGACCUAAGCCAGAAAAAAGAAAGGCGAGCAACAAGGACGAACCAGCUGACGGCCAGGACACAUAAACGUCUUUCCUCUCCUUUGGCGUAGAGCACGAAAUUAAGUGCAGAUUAUCAGAAGAUUAUAUUUUAAUAGCAUUUCAAGCUGUUUCCUUUGGCCAACAAAGGCGAUACGCCAGGACCUCCAGGACUCGCAACGAAUACUGACCCCCCGUGUGUGAGUGUGUGUGUGCUACAAGUGCGGCUUAUUGCAUGAUUACCGCCAAGGAUUUUUUUCGGGCCUCCGUCUCAGGACUCUGUUCCCUGGAAUAGCUAAGCAAACAUAUAAGCGUGCCAGAAAUUGAAAUUAAAGAAGGAAUUAAGUGUCGCGAGUGUGUGUGUGCUGGCUUAAUAAAUAUUAUGUGCUAGUGUCUGUGAGUGUUUGUACACUAAAACCCAAAUAUCGAGUAUACGCCGUGUGCUGCAACCAAGGGGAAGCUUACGAGGAUAGCAACAGAAUUAACCCGGCGCAGAAAGGAGGAAUCGAGAAGAGAACCGGAGAACCGGAGAACCGGAGAACUGGAGCGUGAGGCCAAACUAAACAGAAGUUAUUAUAGACAAACAACCGGCGGCGACUAAGCCAAGUCUAUUAACAGGGCAAACAAAGCCAGGCCGCCAAAGGAAGCUGAGUCUCUCAAAAAAGAAACCAAAAAUAAAAAAAAAGCCAGAGGAAAGCCAAAGAAUGUAAGCGUAAGUGUGCUAAAGUAGAAUUUCGGAAAAGCUGGCAAUGAGAGGGCCAAGACGACAAGGGGCGAGGGCCAGAAUUGAAACAGUUAGCUGGCAAAUCGGAUUGCGAAUCUGCUGUAUUGACACAAGGAAAUCGUUAGCCGGCUUAGCCAGCAAGAGGGCAAAUUUAAAAUUAAGAAUAUAGCAAGCCCGCCAUUGGAAUCAAAGUGAUAUGCUAAUGCCGUCGCCGUGGAGUGCGGCAUGAAUAUUUCAUGAGCAGUGUGAUGACAAUAAGUCGGCUCCGGGAAUAAAAGUGAGUGAAAUCGGGACGAUGACGGAGCUAAGACGUGCUAAUGGCCUGCACAAGCAGCACUCGCUGAGAGAUCAGAGACAGGUGCACCCGAUGCUGCACCAGCUGGCGGAUCACGGUUGCAACUUGAGCAGCGGUGGCAACAGUGCGGCCAGCACCACCAGCAGCAGCACCGCCACCGCAACCACGGCCCUUGGCGGUGGCUUGAGUGGCGGUGCAGCAGUAACCACUCAGCGGAGCAUCGAGUUCGAUGAGCACGACAUCUUCUACGUCUCGCCCUCAAAGCGAAAAGGAGCCACAACAGGAUCCUCUGGCAACGUGGUGACCUUUUCGAACUUCGUGAGUGAGCAGCGGGUGACGCCCUCGUCGUCGAAUCGAGGCUCCCUGAAGCGGAGCAAGGGCCGCUCCAAUCAGUCGCUGUGCAGCUGCGAUGCCGGCGAUGAGGCUCAGCUGGAUUUGCAACCGAAUGCGGCGAGGCCGUUGUACGAGUACAGUCUGGAACGCAAGCGUAAGACGCACACCUACUCCUGCGAACAGAACGCUCAGAUACUCAUGAGACUGGAGCGCGAGCGUAAUCGUAAAUUAUCGCUGACUGGCAUGGAAACGGGAAUGGGAAUCGGAUUGGGAUUGGGAUUGGGAGCAGGAACGGUGAUGGGAAUGGGAAUGGGAUCUGCCGGAGGAGGAGGAACAGGUGCGGCAGGAGCGGACCCCCAGAGUGACACGCCCAGCUUGUCGGAUGUGGAUGUUAUACCGCCCGUGCCGCCUCCUCCGUCGAUGAAACGCAACGGCAGCAUGCGCAGCCUGCGAUUGUUGCAACAUCUGCAGCAGCAGCAGCAGCAGCAACAGCAACAGCACAGCAGCAACAACAACAACUUGUCGCAGCUGUGCAGCAGUGAUCUGCUGCAGGAGUGCACCAAAUCGGCACUGGAUGAAUGCACUGCCACAUUGCUCAAGUGCACCACAACCAGCAAUCUGAGCAGCAGCAACAGCAACACCAACAGCAACUGCAACAGCAACAGCAAUGCGAGCAACAAUUGCAACAACACGAGCAACAUUAGCCACAACAACAACAAUCAGGUGACGCCAGACCUUUGCCAGCCCCAUGGCCACGCCCACAAUCAUAGGCACAAGCUGCCAAACAAUGCCACGCCCACCAACGCACCAGCACCCACACCCACACCAACCACCGCCCCCGCCCCCUUUGCCGCACACGAGGAGGACGAAAUAUUCUCGCCGCACUCGAAGAAAUCGGAUCCGAGCUUGUGCUUCCUGCCAGGCGGCGGCGGCGGUGGCAACGUAUCCUCGAAAUACAAUACCAUUGGGCCGAGCAGCGAUUAUGCCAGACACUUGGCGCACUACAGUCGCUACCUGCAGAAGCAGCACCACCAGCAGCAAAUGGCGCACUUUCAGCAGCAGCGAUGCCGCUGCUUCUCGCAAUCGCUGUUGAGUUUCCCCCAGCAACAUUUAUUGCAGCAGCAACCACAACAACAGCAGCAGCAGCAACAGCAACAGCAGCAGCAACCGGCAAUCUUUCACACCAGCAGCAUGGACUGGUCGCUGCCAAUUAACAGUCGCAGCUUUGGCAAUUUGGUGAACAUCGAUGGCUCCGGUGGCAACGGUGGUUGCCGUGUGCCAUAUCAGAAAAUGUCUGCGAAUGCCGUUUCGAGUGGUGGUGGAGUUGGCAUUGGUGGUGCAAUGGGAAAUGGUAACUUGGGCCCGGCAGCCUCAUCCACCUUUACGCUCACCUCCUUCGACAGCGAUAUCGGACAUGGGCUCAAAGAACGCGAAUCGCAGACAUCGCUCCAUCAUCCGCAUUCACAUCCGCAUCCGCACACGCACUCGCAUCCGCAUCAUUAUCACGCCCAUGUGGGCGGUGGCGCGGUGGGCGUGGCUGGUUCGGGAUCGGGUUCGGUUACACCGCAGAAGCACCACCAACUCCACUCGAGCGUCACGAGCAUCAUGCCGUGGAAGCACCGCCAGUGUCCCAGUAGGGGAUCCUCCAGCUCCGGCACGAACUCUUUCCGAUUCGAUGCAGCCAAGCACUGGCUGGCUGUGAGCUCCAUCCUCCUGAUAAUUGGCGCUGCCAGUGUGGCCGUGCCACUGGCUCUACGUGUGGCAGCAAGUGCGCCUUUCGAGGAGCGUUUACGGGUGGCCGUUCAGCUGCUGGAUCAAGUGCCUUUAAUCGACGGGCAUAACGACUUACCCUGGAAUAUCCGCAAGUUCCUGCACAACAAACUCAACGACUUCAAUUUUGAUGAGGAUUUGCGCAAUGUAAUGCCCUGGGGCCGCAGCCAUUGGAGUCACACGGACCUCACGCGACUGAAGAAGGGACGCAUAUCAGCACAGUUCUGGGCCGCCUAUGUCCCCUGUGAGGCGCAACACCGCGAUGCAGUGCAACUCACUCUGGAGCAGAUCGAUGUGAUCAAGCGGCUGACGGACCGCUACUCACCGCAGUUAACCACUUGCACCUCCGCCCAGGAAAUUAUCGACGCCCACAAAAACCAGCAGUUGUGCUCCUUGACCGGCGUGGAGGGCGGCCACUCAUUGGGCGGAUCCUUGGCGGUUCUAAGGACCCUGUACGCCAUCGGGGUGCGCUACAUGACACUGACCUCCACCUGCCACACCCCCUGGGCGGACUCGAGUUAUGCGGACGCGCCGACCUUCAACAUGAAACACGGCGGCCUCACAAUAUUCGGCAAGACAAUCAUCCGCGAAAUGAAUCGCCUGGGGAUGAUGGUCGACCUGUCGCACGUCUCCAAGGGAACGAUGAGGGACGCCCUGGAGGUCAGCGAGGCACCUGUGAUAUUCUCGCACUCCUCCGCCUACGAACUCUGCAACACGAGCCGCAACGUCCAGGACGACAUCCUGCAGGCCCUGGCCAAGAACGGCGGCCUCGUCAUGGUCAACUUCUACUCGAAGUUCCUCUCCUGCAGCGACAACUCCACCGUGCACGAUGCAGUCGCGCAUAUUAAUCACAUUAAGCGAGUCGCUGGUAUCGAUCACGUUGGACUGGGCGCCGGCUACGACGGCAUUAAUUAUACACCCAAAGGACUGGAGGAUGUAUCUUCAUAUCCGACUCUAUUUGCUGAACUUCUUGGAGGCGGAUGGACCAUCGAUGAACUGACGAAAUUAGCUGGAGGGAAUUUUCUGAGAGUUAUGCAGCAGGUGGAAAAGCUGAGGGACGACAAAAAGGCAGCGGGCAUGAAACCCUUUGAGGAUCAUCCCAACUUCCGCACUGACGAUCCCUACAAUUGUACAUCCAGCUAAUUGAGCACUGGACCCAAAAACACUGAGGUUGUACCAGAAAUGCCGGGGAAGUCCCCAAAAUCAUAAGCAAAAUCGAUUGAACUCCUGCUUCACAUGUAAAAUGGAUAAAGUUAUGUAGCAAAUUUAUAAAUAUGAAUUUAACUAAACUACAGCAUAGUCGUGUACGAUUUGUAUAAGCUUUAGGUACAUAACUUUAGGAUAUAACGAUAUUUAAAAGCCUGAAUAUUUGGCCGAAGAAAUUAUUUCGUCUUUUCUCCCUGGUAAUCGAAUCGAAUUUCUUUUAAUUUUUGUGACAAUCUACAGACUGCCAAACAAGAAAAAACUUAACUAUAAACAGCACAAGAAACCCACACAAAUUUUCUGUACAAUUUUUUUUCCACCCCAAAUCAAUAUAAAUCCCAGACUUGGUUUAAUCAUCUCCAACUGGACCAACAAACACUAAUUUCUGCCUCUCCGAUUUUUUAAAUUAUUACACUAAUUUACACGAAAACUACAUAUCAAGUAUGUAAUAAACUAAGAUACAAAAAUAUUAUAAUGAAUUAUAUAAAGGUAUUUAAUUUUUUGCAUUUAAAUUUAAUGCAAAUACUUGUGAGUGGGAAAGCAUACACUUAAAAAUAAAUGAGUAAAAUUAAAUAAAUAUUACAUGAUUAAUUCCAGCUAAUGGCGGACAUAAAUUAAAUGUUUAGUUCAAUUUUUAAGCAGUUUGAAGCCGUGAAAACUGAAAGAAUGAAUAGCGUAAUAUAUACUAAAUUAGCUCGUAAGCAAAGUGUGGGCGUGGCACCGCCUGCCACACGAUAAAUUGUACAUAGAUUUCGAGCGGAAUAAGCAUAGGAAUAAUUUAUAACAAUAUAUAUGAACAUAUAGAAGUCACGAUUUUUCCAACAAAUUUCCCCACACACACACAAAUAGAUCACGUCGCUCUGUCAGUCAGUCUCUCUGUACCUUCUAAACAAAAACAAAAUGAAACACAAGAAGAAAAACCUAGUAAAAUUGCGUCUAGCCUAAGUAAAGAAAUUAUACAUACUAAACCAAUUAUUGCAAGCCGAAAACAAAAAACCCAAGACAAACUCAAUAAUUGUACAUUUUUCUAAACCGAAACCCAAUAACAAAUGAUGAAACUCUCUACAAAUAUUAUACAUUAAAUAUAUAUAUGAGAAUCUAUUGUUACGUUUUGUACGAUUUUGUAUGUGUAUAUAGCAUUUUUACCUAUGCUCUUAUUUGUAUGGUCAUUAUAUAGUUUUCUAGCAAACAAUUCAAGCGUAUUAUUGUACUGGGUCUGAUGAGCAGAGUUGUUGGUAAUCACAUAGUUUUUAGUCUGGCCUGGAAGGUCGAAAAUAAAUAUCUGUAAAGUUUAUACAAAUACGAAUAUGGCUAGAUAUAGAGAAUAAGCCGAACUAACAUAGAAAGACAUGCAUAUAUACACAGAAACUCGAUUCUCCAAAUGUCUUAUUAUUUAUUUGAUCUCCUCUUUGGUUGGAAAUUAAACAGAAACAAAAAACAAUCUCACACACGCAUAUGUAAAACCAAAUUGUAGUUAAAAACUUGAAAAUGGUAAAAUGUUUAGCGAAUAAAUCUCAAAAGGCAAGCAAAUUGCAGUAAAUAUAAAAACAAUUAACGAAAA